UUUCAUAGUUUUGAUGUCUUCACUAUUAUUCUACAAUGUAGAAAAUAGUACAAAUAAAGAAACACCCUGGAAUGAGUAGGUGUCUCCAAACUUUGGACUGGUACUGUACAUACAGUUGUAAUAACUUUUUAAAGGUAGAAUAUAAAGCAUUUGUAUGCUUUUCAAAAUAACUACAGUAUAUUGGACCUAACAUUUCAGCGUUUGCAUGAAGCAGUGCCAUACAAAGAUUGGAAAACCUUUCUGAUCAAGAAUCAAUUGUCGACAAGUGACUUCAACUUCAAGUAGACAGUCUGCUAAGCCAGCAGACUGUUUUUAUGUUUUUCAAGACUAAAUUAAGAAGUUAGAUUUCAACAAAAUAUACAUUUUACUAUUCCCAUAUAGUUAAUAAAACAGCCUUCAUCUCUGUAAUAAACAUGAUUGGUGUUAAGGGAAAUUAUUAUAAUACCAAUGUACCAAAAAUAUAGUAUUUAUUCUGUUUAUAGAGUUCUCAACUUGAAAAGUAUACAUUAAAAACAGGCAUCAAUUUCCUCUUGAUAAGGAGUGUUCAGUCAUAGUGCCCUCAUAUCAAUCACUAAUUAACUUGAUUAUUAUUAGCAUUUAGCAGACACUCUUAUCCAGAGCAACUUACAGGAGCAAUUAUGGUGAAGUGUCUUGUUCAAGGGCACUUCCACCUAGUCGCCUCAGGGAUUUCGAACCAGUGGUUUUUCUGUUACUAGCCCAACCGCUAGGCAACACGUUAGGCUACCUGCCACCCGGUUAUUGACAAUAGCAAAUUUCAGGAAGCUAGUUUCUGGAAUUUCAAUGGGAAAUAUAUACACAGUAUAUGAUCAUAAAUGUAAUAUAACACAAAUUUGAAUUACUUGGUUACCUGGUUAUUAAGUGUUGUUAGACUAUCCUUUUCAUACCAAAGGUACAUUUAUGCAUUCAUAACCUCUAAGGAGUGGUUAUCUGUAGCUCUGUUGGUAGAGGAUGGCACUUGCAAUGCCAGUAUAGUAGUGGGUUCGAUUCUCAGGACCACCUGUAUGUACUAAUAACUGUAAGCUAAAUGGCGAACUGUAUUAGGUAAAGGUAUAAGGAUUGUGUCUUCAUUUAGAAUCAGUCUUAUGUACUGAGUAUGAAAUUAAGGCUAGUGGUUCCUGUACAGUCUCUUAUCAUUUUUUUAAUUUUACCUUCAUUUAACUAGGCAAGUCAGUUAAGAACAAAUUCUUAUUUUCAAUGACGGCCUAGGAACAGUGGGUUAACUGCCUUGUUCAGGGGCAGAACAACAGAUUUUUACCUUGUCAGCUCGGGGAUUUGAUCUUGCAACCUUUCAGUUACUGGUCCAACACUCUAACCACUAGGCUACCUGCCGCCCCAAUCUUAAGUCUGUAUAAAGUUUACAUUUUUUAAUUCUGAGUGCAAUAAAUGCAAAGAAAAUAAACAAAUUUGCCAUUCAUUUCUGCAUAUUUGUAAAAGAUACAAAACAUGUGUAUCAAACAGUGGAGGCUGGUGGGUGGAGCUAUAGGAGGACAGGCUCAUUGUAAUGGCUGGAAUGGAAUAAAUGGAACGGUAUCAAACACAUCAAACAUAUGGAAACCACAUGUUUGACUCUGUUCCUUUUAUUCCUUUCCAGCCAAUACAAUGAGCUUGUCCUCCUAUAGCUCCUCCCACCAGCUGCCACUUGUAUCAAAGUAACUUUUUUAUUGAGACAAAUAUAUAAUUUAAUUUACAAACAUUACAUAUUUAUAAUAUCUACACUGACGUCACCUCUUAACACAUUACAAAUUUGUUUGCUUCCAUCAAAUUCAGUUUGAAGCUUAUGCACUAAGCUGGUCCCGUUGGUGACGUUUAGUGUCCAUUAGGCACUUAGUGUGUCACACCUGUGGAGAAGGGAUUAUAAUCCUAAUGACUGUUCCAUUUCUAACGACCCUUAUAAAAAGGACCCAUGAUUAUUCCCACCACACUGUAAGGAAUAGACGGAACGGAGACACUUCCAUGGAUCUUAGCAGCAAAACGGUUGUGCAGGUGGUGAUGUUGGCGUUGAUAGCUCAGGUCACUUUCUCUCAGCAUUGGUCGUAUGGGUGGCUACCUGGAGGAAAGAGAAGUGUUGGGGAGCUGGAGGCCACCAUCAGGAUGAUGGACACAGGUGGUGUAAUGGUUCUUCCUGAGGAGACAGGUGCCCAUGUCCCAGAGAGACUGAGACCAUAUGAUGUAAUGUCAAAGAAACGGAUGCCACAUAAAUAAAGAACUGUGAGACAAUUCACAAAAAGCAAGAAGACAACGAUGAUGGAGCAUUCAAGAACAGUUCUGUCCAUUUCCAACUAAGAUCACAUUUAGAUUGAUGUAAUUUACUUGAAGUAUGAAACACUAACCUCCUGUAAAAUUGUAAUAAAGAGUGAUUGAAA
Messenger RNA from Salmo salar (Atlantic salmon), 2384 nucleotides. Its product is annotated as progonadoliberin-3. Gene Ontology annotation, cellular component: extracellular region. NCBI's taxonomy places the organism in Eukaryota, Metazoa, Chordata, Actinopteri, Salmoniformes, Salmonidae. Gene Ontology annotation, biological process: multicellular organism development; reproductive process. Gene Ontology annotation, molecular function: gonadotropin-releasing hormone receptor binding; gonadotropin hormone-releasing hormone activity. The record is from RefSeq and is a predicted model, not a curated record.